AUGGCUGCUCCUCAAAGUCCCUAUGAGCAUGCCUUUGGUGUUACAAACAUCAAGUCUCACAUCCGGCUCAUACUAUACCUCGACGACCACAACUACGACGCCUGGAGAGAGCUUUUCCUCACUCAUUGCCUAACGUUUGAUGUCCUUGGGCACAUCGACGGGACCCUACGUCCAACUAAUGCAAACGAUGCUGCUUGGUACAAGCAUGAUGGCUUGGUCAAACUCUGGAUCUACGGUACUCUAGCACCAGAUUUAUUUCGUUCUUCUUUCAAAACUGGUAGGACAUCUCGUGAUGUUUGGAUACGUGUUGAAAAUCAAUUUCGCAACAACAAGGAGGUCAGGGCAAUUCAGCUGGACAACGAGCUUCGCACCAUGGUCAUUGGCGAUCGUUCAAUUCAGGAGUAUUGUCAGAAAAUCAAAUCCCUUGUCGAUCUACUCACCAAUGUCGAGGCUCCGGUCAAUGAACGUCACUUGGUCAUGUACAUGCUGAAUGGUCUCAAUGAAAAGUUUGAUUACAUAAUCAAUGUAAUCAAACACAAGGACCCGUUCCCUACCUUUGAAAUAGCGAAAUCAAUGCUGGAACUUGAGGAAUCACGUCUAAAAAAAACCAAUGUCUCAUCUCCACGCAUACUGAUCAUUCGUCCUCAACAACGGCUCUCACCAUCACAGCCCCACCUUCGGAACCUCGUCCUUCAUCUCCAGUAA
Camelina sativa (false flax) is the source of this 705-nucleotide messenger RNA. The record is from RefSeq and is a predicted model, not a curated record. Lineage: Eukaryota; Viridiplantae; Streptophyta; Magnoliopsida; Brassicales; Brassicaceae.